Messenger RNA from Geodia barretti, 1244 nucleotides. The record is from the annotation of a GenBank genome assembly. Lineage: Eukaryota; Metazoa; Porifera; Demospongiae; Tetractinellida; Geodiidae.
AAUCUAAGGGUGUAGCUGAGUGCAACACACGGGGACACAGGAUUUGCUGUGCUGAUUUCGAGAGCUGGCCGCUGCUACAGCUGGGAUAUCGUGGCUCCGAAGGAUGGCGACUACUUUCACGACUCACAGGCAGCCCCUGGAGUACCUGGGCGGCGUCCGGCGGUUCCCCGUGCCGGAAGACAAGACCCCCUGGUCCGUGGACUACCCCGGAUACCACCCCGUGGACUACACGGCACCUCGCGUCCUCUCCCGUCCCGUUUGGGCAGACCCCGACAUCAGGUCUCUAAUGAGGCAUAGCAGUCAAUCAUUUUUGUUACAAUUAGGAGCAAAACAACCACAUCCCACAUUUGUUUUUCCUCAAAAUCUGUUGUAUUCACACAAGCUCUGUGUAUAUUUGCAGGAAGGAGGAGGAGCCGGAAAAACCGCUGCAGUUCAACUCAUUGGACGGUAAAGUGGACAGAAAGAGUCACAUGGGCACCUACCAGAUAAUGGACAAAGUCCCCAGGAACCCAGUGGGUCGGACAGGGAUGAUCGGGAGGGGUCUGCUCGGGAGGUGGGGACCCAAUCAUGCAGCUGACCCUGUCGUCACCAGGUGGAAGAGAGAUGGGAGUGGAGCUAGAGUGGAGAGAGAGGGAAAGCCAGUGUUGGAGUUUGUGGCUGUCAGAAGAGGAGACACUGGAGCCUGGGCUAUCCCUGGAGGAAUGGUGGAGGCAGGAGACACGGUGUCGGCCACACUCAAGAAGGAGUUUGGAGAAGAAGCGCUCAACUCCCUCGAGGCCACGGACGAGGAGAAGAGAAAGAUUGAAGAGCACAUCAACCACCUCUUCAAGUCUGGAGACAAGUUGUAUGCAGGGUAUGUCGAUGAUCCUCGGAACACAGACAAUGCCUGGAUGGAGACAGUUGUCUUUAACUUUCAUGACGACUCAGGUGAGGGUUUCAGUAAGCUGAAUCUGGUUGCCGGGGACGACGCGGCUGCCGUGGCGUGGACGGAGGUCCACUCUGGUCUCAGUCUCUACGCCAGCCACUCCCACUUCGUCCGCCUCGCUGUGGAGCACCGGAAAGCCGCCUGGUAGCACAGCGGGACACUAGACUUGGCCUAUUUGUAAACUACACCCUAGUGGCAUGCAAAGCAAGCCUAUAUACCUAGUUUUUCCUUUUUUAUAAACGGCUGUCACUGGAUAGUGCCGUGUGGCCUGUUCUCUUAUUUGGCAAAAGUGAUCUGAAUUUAUUUUUUGGAAGGGAUA